AUGGGCAUCGGCCUCUUCCAGCGUACCGGCAAGGUAUCCAAAUCCCAAUCCAUGUCACCAGCCCUCCCCCGCCCAGACAGGCUAAGCCUUCACGUCCUCGUCGACUCGGGCCCCAACGCCCGCGACGUCUUUGACAUCCGCGUCAACGGGCACGACUCGGUCAGCGCUAUCCGCUCGGCGGUCGCUGCCCAGAUCGGACACUCUUCGAUGAGCCUGUUCAAAGUCUCCAUUCCGUGGCAGGCCAACUACCAGGCCUCGGCCUACACAGAGCGCUACGGCGUCCCAGCAUCCCUUCUUUCCGUCUUCCCCGGUUACAACCUCGACGACUCUUCUGAGCUGUCAGCCAGCGGUGGUGCACGACUCCCGGCGUAUACCCCAGGUACUGGCUCGCUUCGUUCCCGCCGCUCCACGCGCUGGAACGCGUCGGCAUCCACACCCACCGUGCGUGACUGGUUCCCCGGUGGUGGAAGCUCCAACGCCAUCGACGUUCUUGUCCGCACGGCAUCGUCGUCCAACCUCGACUGUGCCACAACCCCAAGCAAGCCUGUCACCAUCUCCGCGCGGUUCACUUCAUCUUCCUCCGACUUCCCCUCGGAGGAGGUCAUCUUGGUCGACAUUGUCCCCACCGCUACCAUUAACGAGCUCAAGGCCGCCCUCCUACUCGCCGCUGGCCGGCCGGUUACAGCAGGGCUACUCAACCACAUUACACUCUGGCGUGUCGACAUGUCCGUCUACGAACUCGCAUAUCUCGAUUCGCAGGGCGCUCUCGACAACGGGCAACGACCAGUCCCUCUCCAACGCAAUGCGGCCCCAUCCAUUCCCCUCAAGGAUCUCAAGGCCUGCGUUGGUGACUAUAUCUCUUCGCGCUGCUCCCGGGCCGACCCCUUACAUAUCGACCUGAGUGUGCACAUUGCCUACUCAGCCGUCUCUGCGCUCGCUCCACGCACCAUUGCCCCAAUCCUCACCUACCCCAUGCCCUCGUACCUCAUCGAACCUCAUCUCGAGAAGAGACGAAGUGUUGUCCCCCUCCCCACCGACACCUAUGGCUACAGCAACAUGACUGCAUGGGCAUCACCCAACGAGACUACACGUGACUACGGGCUCGUGGCAGUCGAUCAGUUCGCGUACCCUUCCCCCCGAAUGUCAGAGAGAGACAUGGACGAAAGCCACCCACUAGUCUGCGCAGUCGGGUACGAGAACCUAGGCUCGCCCGGCCUAAUUGGCCUCGGCAUCACUAUGUCGCCGAGCCCCAGCACCGACACGUGCUCGUCGCGGGACGAGGAGUGCGCGUCCUUCCCACCCACGCCCCUCAUGGAGUCUGAUGGCAAGUUUGAGGAUGCGCCUAUCACUGGCCUCUCGCUUGGUUGGACCGCGGUGGUCAAGGAGGAGUCGCAGACUCCUAAGCAUCUCCAGACAUUGUUUGCACCUCCUACCCCGACCUUUGCCUAA
Cutaneotrichosporon cavernicola is the source of this 1449-nucleotide messenger RNA. RefSeq lists its product as uncharacterized. The transcript is spliced from 2 exons. The record is from RefSeq and is a predicted model, not a curated record. The coding region runs from base 1 to 1449 and encodes 482 amino acids. NCBI's taxonomy places the organism in Eukaryota, Fungi, Basidiomycota, Tremellomycetes, Trichosporonales, Trichosporonaceae.